CAAGCGUUACGAUGACUCAUGUUGGGCGACGUCCUCAGUACUAACUACACUGCCAUCGCGUAUUAGUGUAUCAAAAAUCGCGUAUGAACUUGAACACAAUAGCGCAACAAGAUGGGCAGUGGUGCCUCCGCAGUCGCUUCUCCAUGCCUUUCUCCGAAGCAGGAGAAGAAGCCAGUUUCCCUGCGGAAGGCAGCGGAGUCGACAGCGGCGAGCUACUCCAAUCGGGCAGACAAGUUCGCAGAUUGGGCGGAAUCGAAGGAAAACGCGGACGCUGCGCGCGCAGCGAGGGGCAUCCUUUUGGAGGAGUUGGCGAAGAUUUACCCCAUUGCUGAGUCCGCCUUCCUGGCACCCAGUGCCACCUCGCCCGGGUCCGCCCACCGCGCCGGCAGCUUCGGGCUUGCCGGCGACUUCGUUUCGAAAAGAAUCGUGUCCGGCGCUGGGAAGAAUGACGGCCGGUUCGAGCGCAAACCCAACGCGGAAUUUUUACCGGGAAACGUGGACUUUCACCAUCGCAGUGGAAAAAUCAAAGCGGGAUCAGGCGGGUUGACAUUGGGCGGUCAGCAGGAUCGGCUAGGGGAAAUAAACCAGGAUUCAAAUGAGGACCCUUCCUCCGAAACGGAGCGCGAGCCGCUGGAAGCCGGUGUUUUGGCAGUGAGAAAGACCAGUCUGAGUCCCUCCGGAGGUUCCUCGUCGUCCAAAAGAAAUAAGAAGAAGACCAGAGCGCAACAAGAGGCGGAGGCGGAGGCCAAAAAGAAUGAACCCACGGACACGCGCGGCCGCCCGUUGGUCAAGACCAGCCGCCUUGCGCAGAUGUACUUCAAGUUCCAGAAACGGAAGCUUCGGGUCCGCGCGCGCGGGACCAGCGCCGCCGCACUCGCGAACCUGGAUUUGGUGCAGUGGAAAGAGAAAAAGGCCGACUACGCGGAAGUGCUCCGCAUCCUGGACGUCGGCUGCGGUAGUGGGCGGGACUUGGUCGCCUUCAACAAAAUUCCCUUCGUCCAUUGCGACGGGGCGGAUCCGUGUGCGGAGCUGGUGCAGAAGGCCCGGUGGAAUCUCGAGAGGAACGUGUUUAACCACCCCAGCCACUACCACGAUUAUGCGGAGGGGAAGAAUACCUAUGGGAAGAGAACUUUGCUCAUCCAGAAGCCGCGGGUUUUGAUCGCCGACGCGGCCAGCCUCGUUGGACUGAAUCGGGAUGAUGAUGCGGACGAGGACGAGCAGACCGACGAGGAGGAUGGAACUAGAAGUAGAAUCGAGGAAAAAACAAGCAAACCAUAUGAGCCCGCCGGGCCGACGAUCACGCGGGUUUCGGACCAGGCGAAGCUCCCCCGGAACAGCUACCACGCAAUCUUCGCGCUCUCCAGCCUGUUUCACGUGCCGAACGAGCAUCUCGCGGCCGUGUUGCGGAAGCUGAUCCUCACCUACUUGACGGACGUAUCUGAAGACCGCGCGGACGCGGAGUACGCGGGGGACAUGCGGCGGACCAUGACCAGUCACGACGACUAUCGCGACGACGACAGCAACCCGAACCGGAGCAUCGGCGGGUACCGCCGGAAGGUCGGGUUCGAAUCCAUGAAAAUCGAGCCGAACAAAGAGCUCGACUGGCACAGCGAAGAGGUGAACGGCAUGAUGUACACGGUGCAGCUCCGGCUGCCCCAGGGCUACGGCUUGCAGUACAACGCGCCGCGCGUGCCCGCGAGCGUCCGCUACGGGACGACGGAGCAGGACAAGCGGGAGUUUCACAUGGAGCCGCCCCUGGAAUCGGAGUACAGCGGUUUGAAACGAAGACCACUGAUUUUGCUCACCUACCCCACCGGCAAAGUGAAGAAGUCGCUGAAGAAGCGGUGUUUGGAAUUUUUGCACUUGAAGAAAAAACGGGUGCAUUUCAACCAUUUCAGUCACGACGGGCGGUGGCUGAGCGGCAUGAGCAAGGAGAAGUUUGUAAAAAUGGUGGAGGCGAUCAGCCUGAACGAAACGGAAGACGACCAUACCGGGAAUACCAGUAGCGAUGACGAUGACAUGUACAUCUAUCGGGAGGAUAAGGAGGCUCUUCUCGGGCCCGAAACCGAGCAGGAGAAGUACCUAGCGCAGUUUGCAUCGAAGGAAACCUUGAAACGUAAAAGAUGGCUCAAAGUGAUUCGCGUCGAAGAAAAUUUCAGGAUCUACAACGGCUCUUGGAAUCUGUAUGUCAUCCGCCUGCAGUCUGCUUUCCGAUAUCGGUGUGCUUUUGACAUCUGUCUCAUCUGUCUGGCUUGUUUUGUUAAUUUUGUUCCGCUGAAAUGA
Messenger RNA from Amoebophrya sp. A120, 2283 nucleotides. The record is from the annotation of a GenBank genome assembly. NCBI's taxonomy places the organism in Eukaryota, Dinophyceae, Syndiniales, Amoebophryaceae.